Molecule: messenger RNA, 3769 nt
Organism: Chrysemys picta bellii (western painted turtle)
Lineage: Eukaryota; Metazoa; Chordata; Testudines; Emydidae
Source: RefSeq, a predicted model, not a curated record
GGACGGCUCAGCAGACGCUCACCGGCUCUCCCUUGGGCUACUGAAACUACGAGUCUGCGAGAAGUGAACUUUGUCUCCAAAUGACUCACCAUUUACUCUCGUAUUAUCAUUUCCAGUAAGUCAGAGGCCAAAGGUGCUUCUGGUACAAAUAACCAGCAAACAGCCUCCCCCUCGCAGCUCAGCCCCGGGCAGGAACCAGCCAGCGUUGGAGGUGCUGUUACAGGAAGUGCAGUGCGGAACUGGAAGAGUUUCUGAGUGACUAACGGGAGCUCAGCCCUGCCAGGACCCAUCUGUGCCCCGCGGGGAUGGCUGACAAAUCCGAGGAUGGUGCCCAGGGGCCAGGAGAAAUGGAAGAGAAAGAGGCUUUGUGUCGUCUAGCCUCCCAGACGGUCAUGGUCUAUCACUUGUGGAAGCAGGCACGCCAGCCGGUGCAAGAUGUGGUCAGGGACAUCAUCGCUUCAGUGUGUAAGUCCCAAAAGUCGAUCCUGGCUCGGGAGCCUACGCGGAAUGUGCUGCUGUUCAUGGAGGAACCCAUCCUUGUGGGCAGCCGAGCCCAGGGCAUCCACGUCCUAGCAGAGUCCGGCGACAGCGACUAUGACUUCCUGGUCCCCAUCCAGUACGAGAUGAACCUGAGCCUUAAAGGCAGCCGGCACGGCAAAUUGCACACCCUAAAAGGUUGUCUGCCUCGCAAGGAGAACUUUGAGAACGGGGUGCCGGUGUAUCUCUGGGAGAACAAGGUGAUGGUGGACAUCACAGAAACAAAAAAUUACCAGCAGCUUUGGAAGAAUAGCCUUGAUCCAAAAAGCGUAAUGAAAGAAUUCUGGGAGUGUGUCCAGAAAGCUUUGACUGAAGAUCGCUUUCGCAGCGAACAGGAGCAGCGGCGGGACAGGGACGCGUCCGCCAGCCAGCCAGAGAGAAGAGACUUUGCUCCCAAAAUUAGCAACGUUAGACUGAAGAACAUGGAUAUUAAACCAAAGUGUCCAGCCGUGCAGCUCAGUGCAGAGGUGGACGGCCAAGCUGUGUCUAUAGACCUGGUGCCCACCAUCCGGACUAAAGUGGACAUAUCCAUGGAUUGGCCGCGGCAGGAUCUGAGGUGGCUCUCCGACUGGUGGGACUGGGAGCAGGGCACUGAGAGGAUCAAACCCACCUGGAAUAUCGGGGAAAUUUACAAAACUGGGACCGAUCUGGUGGCCAAGGGUUCGUACUGGAGGCUCACCUUCUCCAGGGCGGAGACCCAGCUCCUCAAGGACAUUGACGCCGAUGGUGGGUGCAGGCGGAAGGCGCUGCGGGUGCUGAAGCAAAUCAACAUGGAGAAGUGGGUACCGCGCUACGGCAAAGUCCUGACCUCCUACCACCUGAAGACGGUUCUUUUUUGGGCUUCUGACCUCAACCCAGAGACAGAGCACUGGGCCACGGUGCCGGAUGCUGUGGAGACGCUGCUGAAGGUGCUGGAGUUCUGCCUGGAGAAGAAACACCUGCCCAGUUACUUCCUGCGGUCCAUUAAUUUCUUCAACUGGCACCGGACUGAGGAGGAGAAUUCCCUGAAGAACCUGGGGCUGGAGGUGCUCAGACUGGAGGUGAGGCUGAUGAGAUGCAGCCCAGAACGGUACCUGCAGCUGAGCGACGACCUGGCAAAGCUCCAAGGCCCGGGACCCUUCGUCCAACGGGCGCAGGAGCUCGCCGCCUUUAGAAGGGAGCAUCGGAAAGACUUGGAAAAGUUGAGACAGCCGGAGAUACCUGACGACAGCGUAAGCAUGGACGGGGACUAAACUCUGCUCCCAACAUAGACACUUGGGCUCCUAUCUGAACUGACAUGCCCCAGAGGACCUGCAUUGGCUCUGGAUUUACACUGGGGGAACGGAGGUUUUACUUAAAAACCUUGAGAUACGGAACAAUAAAUAAUGCAGGUUUCUUUUCAUUGGGGUUUGUAAGAGUGGAGCUCACAUGGGGUGACUCCAGAUUGUCCCCAGGGGAGCUGAGAUCAGAAUCCAGCCCAGACCCCACUGCAGUCAGUGGGUAUAAGAAGCUCAGGUGGUUGGAAGUUGAAGCUGGACAGAUUUAGACUUGAAUAAGGUGCAUAUUUUUAAACAGUGAUGGUAAUUAACUAUUAGAACAAUUUAGAGAUUCUUAGAUUUGAAGGCCAAAAUGGACCACUGUGAUCAUCUGUAGGCCUGAAAGCCUAGCUUUGAAAUAUUGUUUUAAAUGAUAAUUAUUUUAAGUAGUAAUAUUUGUAUUCAUUUCUGUGAGUAUAAUGUGUUUUGGAAUUAGUAAGAAGAAAUAGUUUGGGGUCUUAUUUCAUUUUUAGUAGCAGUAAGAAGGAACUGUUUUAUUAAGGAUUGUUUAGCUCUGCUUUGCUCUGUAAGAAGUCUUGUUUUUGAAACUGUUCUGUGUGAGUGGAGGAAUGUUUGGUAUGCUAACAGAUAAGAGAUAGGAGGGCCCAAAGGAAUGAGAGGUGCAGAAUUUCUCUGAUGGCUUGUGACCGUGGUCCUGGUGGGAGCCAGCUCAGGUCACUCAAUUAGGGUGAACUGCAAACAGAACGGGGGGGACAAUACCCAAAGCUGGUGGAUAUUUCAAUAUUUAGAUUUACCCAGCCAGCAUGAAACAGCUUCUAUAGAACCUCACUGGUUACUCAGAAGUCCAAACAACGCAGUUCCCUUAAAGUGCCCAGCAUCCGGCCUCUGUCCAGGUAUCCACGUCUGUAUUUUUGGCAUAUGUGAAACCCUCGACAGCUUCCUCAACAUCACUGUUCAUGUGAGGCCGGCAUAAAAGGGCUCUGGCCAUUCUCUGAGGUUUUUCCAUCCCCAACUGAUCUUCGUGUCUCCUUUUUAAAGUAUUUUCCUGUAACGCCUUGGGGAUCGCCCUCCUGUGCCUCUAAACAAAAUGCCGCCUAGUGCGGAGAGCUCCCCUUGUAUUGAUGAUAGGGGCUGGGAACCUGCUUUCCCACGUCCUGUGCUAACAGCCUCAGUUACCUUCGGCAGGGUUUCAUCCCGAGCAGUAGCUCUGGCAAUCGCCGUCCGCAUUUUGUCUGAGACCCGACGCAACUUUUAAAAUUCUGAGCGACGGACAAAAUCUAACUCUGAACUUUGCUCCACCGCACUUGUGUUCAGUGCUCCAGCGAGCGUGUUUGCAACCAGCCAGCCUCUCCCAGGUUUGGAAGCAAUUGGCAAAGGAUACAUCUUGAACUGAAAAUAUAGUCUCUGUAUUCUGGGGGGCAGGGGGGCUGGCAGUGGCAGUGAGUGGCUUAUGUUGGCAUACUGUGGGGCCAUGACACACAAACUACUGGUCUCCACUUGGGACCAUGGUGCUGUAAGAAGACUAUGCCAAUAUCUCCAUGGAGGUGUCCAUGGGAUAUGAAACGAUGCAUUGGGACAGGACCCAGAAUGCCCUGCACCCCUCUUCACCCCCUUCCCACAAGCCACAGUGCCAGAAUGGGAAGAGGUGCUCUGUGGGAUAGCUGCCCAUAAUGCACCGCUGCAAAUGCCACUGCAAGUGCCACAAACGGGGCCAUGCCAGUGUGCUUGCAGCUGUCGAUGUGGACAGACUAGCGCUUUCCCUGCUGUGCUCUCUGAGGGCUGGUUUAACUCACAGUGCCCUACAUCUGCAAAUGUAGCUAAGCCCUAAGAAAAAACAUUUAAGACGUCUUAACAGCAUCAUCUGGUGGCUUCUGGCCUAACAACAUUCAAACUGUUUCCCUGAACUAUUGAGGGUUUUCCCAGCCAGUCCUUCAGAAAACCCUCCCUUCCAAACAUCAUCCUUCUGUAAGUCACCA